UGUCCUUCCUUUGAUCAGUUAAACUAUGCAAGGUUUCAACACGUGCUUAUCCCUUAUAGCAAACAAUAUCCCCUCUAAUUUGGUAUCCAUGUAAACCAGAAGAUUGUGAGGUUUAAAUUUCAGGAGCUACGGGUCACUGUUUUGGGGGCCAUCUUUGCCAUAAUCUCCCUGCUCUUGUUGUUUUGUAUUAGAGACUAAUCUUCUCCUAACAAACAGUCUUGGUCCCACACAACAACAAAAGGGAGACGUGGAAACAGCUUCCGGUUGAACUGGCGUUUCUGUUUCCUGCUCUGCUGUCAAACAAGUCCAAAAAUGUCGCUAAGCGCUUUCCAACCGGGGAACAGGGCGGACAGAGAAGGCCAGAGCGAACCCAGCCGGUCGGAGUCCUGUUUGGACCAACCCGUGGGCUCCAGCGUUCUUGAGGUCAUCAGGUACACACCUUCCCCCCUGCCAGCCAAACAUUACCAUGCAGACACCACCGAGCCAAUCAGCUGCGGCCUUCGCACAUUGGAGGAGUUGUUGUCAUGGGGACGGAGUGAAGCAAAUCCCUUUAAUGUGGCGGCAGUCCCUCUGGCCCCUCGGGAGCCUCCUCUGGCCAGCUGUCCACGUCGGACCCUGGUGUCCCAUGACAUGAUGGGCGGAUACCUGGACGACAGGUUUGUCCAGGGCACAAACACAGAGAAUCCAUUUGUCUUCUAUCACUGGCAGCACAUAGAUAUAUUCAACUACUUCACCCAUCAGUUGGUCACUAUUCCACCUGCUGCGUGGACCAAUGUUGCACACAAACAUGGAGUCAUUGUUCUUGGGACCUUCAUCACGGAGUGGAGCGAGGGCGCUGCAGUGUGCGAGGCCUUCCUGAAAGACGAGGAGUCCUACAGGGCCGUGGCGGACAAACUGGUCCAGAUCAGCCUGUGUUAUGGCUUUGAUGGCUGGCUGGUCAACAUAGAGAACGUCCUCAGUGAGGCGGCGGUGAAGAGGACGCCUCCCUUCCUGCGCUACCUGUCCGAGCAGAUGCACGAGCGGGUGUCCGGCAGCCUGGUGCUGUGGUACGACAGUGUGACGGAGGAUGGACAGCUCAAGUGGCAGAAUGAGCUCAACCAGUCCAACAGGGUGUUUUUCGAUGCCUGUGAUGGUUUUUUCACAAACUACAACUGGACUGAGGAGAACCUGGAGUGGAUGAAGGACUACCAGGGGGCUCAGGGCCGCCAGGCCGACAUCUAUGUGGGGGUGGAUGUGUUUGCCAGAGGAAAGGUGGUGGGAGGGAUGCUGGAGACAAAUAAGGCUCUGGAAGUCAUUCGGAGGCACAACUUCUCUGCAGCCAUCUUUGCUCCAGGCUGGGUCUACGAAACCUCCAGUGACAAGAGCCAGUUCUGCCAGAGCCAAGACAAGUUCUGGGCUCUACUGUCUGACUCGCUGUACGUCCACCGUCCAGCCUCUCAGCUGCCCUUCACCUCCUCCUUCUGCCAGGGCUUUGGGAAGGCAGUCUACUGGAGAGGACAGUGUGAAACGAGGAGCAGCUGGUUGAAUCUGACUGCACAGGAGAUCCAGCCCAGGUACUACCACCUGCAGCUGCAGGGGGGGGGCUGGCUGAGGAGCUCAGGCUGCACAGACGAUGCGUGGACAGGAGGCUGCUCACUGCAGCUGGAGGGACUCCUCCCCGCAGCUCUAACCUCCCCCGUCUGUGCCACGGUCUUCUCUCUCCAUGUGCCACUGCAUUUGAAGACCCUGGUGACUCUCAUCUACAAGGCCUCUGCUGGGAUUGAGGUCUCUCUGGAGAUAAAGACAAGAGACGCCUCACUCCCCGACACUGAGGAAGCUACCAGCGUGUGCCCUGAAGCUCUGGAGGAGGGACACCAGUUGGUUUCCAGGUUCUCCCAGCUGUGUGGAGACUUGAGGGCAGGGGGCUGGACGCUCAGAUGUUCAGAGGUGGAGCUGCACAGCUGCUUUCUCAGGGAGGUGUGUGUCCUCAUCCGGCGGGUGGGAGAGCCUCGAGACACGCCUUUCAGCUGCAGGCUGGGAGAAGUGAUGGUGCUGGAGGCGUCCAGCCUGCGGCCGCCCUCCGCUGUGGUCCGGGGCCUGUGCAUCGAGGACGUGGUCUGGCUGCGGGCCCCCCCCCCUCAGCCCGGGCCCCCCGGCUUGCGGCUGGGGGCCACUCUGCGCUGGAGCUGUCCGGCUGAGCUGGUGCGCCACUUCCGGGUGUACUGGCGCGCGCUGAGGGGGCCGGAUCCACGAGUGCCCCCGGGGCGGCUGGCGCUGGUGGGCCGCGCGUACUCCAGCCUGUUCAGGGUGACGGGGCUGGCUGUGCCCCAGCCCCCCGCCCUGCUGGAGCUGGCCGUGGAGCCCGUGGCCAGAGAGGGCUUCCCAGUUCCUGAAAGCCAGUGGGCCCGCAGACAGCUGAGCUACGUGGAGGACGCUGCAUCCUGAACACACACACACACACACGCUGUCAGGCUGGCUCUGGGAGGCCACAUGUUCCACCGGCUCCUGAAGUGCUCUUCUGCACUUAUUAGUCAAUGAAUCAGAAAGCCGGUUAGACAGAUUUAAAGGUUCCAGGUGCUGACUGUACUUUACAGAUGCUUUUUGUACUUCCCCCUAUACAACCAACACCACUUUUUGUGGUGACAGAGACCAAAACAACACUUCUUUGGCUUGUUUUCAGUUAGCUGGUCCCCCCCAUCCCUAAGGAUGUCACAGAUCAGCACGUUUCAGCGUGAGUGGGUCUGAAAGGCAAACAGAUGUGGACUGUGUGACAGCACGCUGCUAAGGUAAAGAGAAGUGAGGAGCUUCAGCAGAAGGGAAGAAGACUCAUGAAAAACUGACUGAGCAGUCAAUCAUGUGACAACAUGGGGCCAUUUUCCUGUCAUUUCUGCUCUGUUUUGUUUGAAACUGUAAUUCCAACUGAAACAUUAAACCUGUUUCUUCAGUU
Molecule: messenger RNA, 2926 nt
Organism: Menidia menidia (Atlantic silverside)
Lineage: Eukaryota; Metazoa; Chordata; Actinopteri; Atheriniformes; Atherinopsidae
Source: the annotation of a GenBank genome assembly